Messenger RNA from Lasiodiplodia theobromae, 1044 nucleotides. RefSeq names its product Proteasome regulatory particle subunit. Gene Ontology annotation, biological process: proteasome-mediated ubiquitin-dependent protein catabolic process; protein deubiquitination. The record is from RefSeq and is a predicted model, not a curated record. Gene Ontology annotation, molecular function: metallopeptidase activity; proteasome binding; protein binding. The coding region runs from base 1 to 1044 and encodes 347 amino acids. Lineage: Eukaryota; Fungi; Ascomycota; Dothideomycetes; Botryosphaeriales; Botryosphaeriaceae. The transcript has 5 exons. Gene Ontology annotation, cellular component: proteasome regulatory particle, lid subcomplex.
AUGGACCGCCUAAACCGCAUGCUCGCCGCCGCGCAGGGCAUGAGAGAUGCCGGCCCAGCUCAAAUGGACCCUUUCCCGUACCCCGACGGGUGGUACGCGGACUGGUACUUUGACACGAACCUCAUCGACAACUCGGAAACCGUCUACAUUUCGUCCCUUGCCCUUCUCAAGAUGCUGCGGCACGGCCGCGCCGGCGUGCCGAUGGAAGUCAUGGGUCUGAUGCUGGGAGAGUUCGUGGAUGACUACACCGUGCGAGUAGUCGACGUCUUCGCCAUGCCCCAGAGCGGUACCGGUGUCAGUGUCGAGGCCGUGGACCCCGUCUUCCAGACCAAGAUGAUGGACAUGCUGAGACAAACGGGCCGGCCCGAGACUGUCGUUGGCUGGUACCACUCGCAUCCUGGCUUCGGCUGCUGGCUCUCCAGCGUCGAUAUCAACACGCAGCAGUCUUUCGAGCAGCUGACGCCUCGCGCCGUCGCCGUUGUGGUGGACCCCAUCCAGUCCGUGAAGGGCAAGGUCGUCAUUGAUGCUUUCCGCCUUAUCAACCCGCAGACGCUUAUGAUGGGCCACGAGCCGCGUCAAACCACGUCGAACCUGGGUCACCUCAACAAGCCAUCCAUCCAGGCACUCAUUCACGGUCUGAACAGACACUACUACAGCAUAGGCAUCAAUUACAGGAAGACGGGUCUGGAGGAGAACAUGUUGAUGAACCUGCACAAGCACGUCUGGACCGAAGCAUUGGAGAUGGAUGAUUUCAAGCUGGAUGGCGAGAAGAACGUGGACAAGCUUCAGCGGUUGGUCAGCCUGGCUGAAGGUUACGAGAAGAGAGUCAAGGAGGAGACGGAGCUCACAAAGGACCAACUGAAGACGAGAUAUGUCGGCAAGGUGGAUCCGAAGAAGCACAUCGAGGACGUUGGUCAGCAGCUUAUCGAGGACAACAUUGUUGCAGUCUCCAGGCAGAUGAUUGACAAGGAGGCCUGCUUACCCAAGAACGCUGGUGCAAACGGGGCCGUCAACGGUGAGAUGGAGGUCGAUGAUGAGCUAUGA